Molecule: messenger RNA, 6944 nt
Organism: Physella acuta
Lineage: Eukaryota; Metazoa; Mollusca; Gastropoda; Physidae
Product: sodium bicarbonate cotransporter 3
Biological process (GO): monoatomic anion transport; transmembrane transport; regulation of intracellular pH
Cellular component (GO): plasma membrane
Molecular function (GO): solute:inorganic anion antiporter activity; monoatomic anion transmembrane transporter activity; sodium:bicarbonate symporter activity
Source: RefSeq, a predicted model, not a curated record
UUUUUAAAAUACUUCUGCGUUAAAGAUACUGUAUGGGCAUCGAUACUACAGAUAGUUCUUCUUGUUUUAUGGGCAGAGUUUCCAUUGACACAAUCCAUUGGCCAAGACACCAUAAGAUGUUUGAUGUAGCUUGAGAUCAAGCACAACAGAGACCAGUCACCAUUUCUAUCACAGCACAAGGGAAAUAACCCACAGUUUUACUCACACUUCACAUCACUAAAGGACACUGAAACUAUGAGCAGUCCACUGUCACCAGACCCCUCCAGAAUGGAUCCCGGGAUGCCAGUCAGGGAUCAUGGGUCGUAUGCUUCAUUUCAUGCUCCGAGUAUAGCAGAUAUCCAAGAUCAUCGCAAACAAGACACUGUCUAUAUUGGACUUCAUCUCCCACGCCAAGAACGGAGGCACAGACAUCGCAGACACAAGCAUCGUAAGGAUAAUAACGACUCUUCUCGCACUCAAAACAAUCAACAGCAAUUUUCAGAAGGCCCAGGCAAGGGAGAAGUUGAAGGAGCUGCUCCUCCGUCUCAGAGAGUUCAGUUCCUGCUUGGGGAGGAAGAGGAUGAAGAUCACAGGACCCAUGACAUCUUCUGUGAGAUGGCUGAGCUUUUUCCUUCAGGGGAUGAGAUGGAGUGGAAGGAAACUGCCAGGUGGAUCAAGUUUGAGGAAGAUGUAGAAGAAGGUGGUGAAAGAUGGUCCAAGCCUCACGUGGCCACUCUGUCUCUCCAUUCUCUGUUUGAGCUCAGGUGUAGUUUACUCCAGGGGACGUGCAUGCUUGAGCUGGAGGCCAACUCUAUGGAGCAGAUUGCAGAUCUCAUUCUCGACAACAUGAUAGCUGCAAAACUCCUGGAGGAGCACCUACGAGACCAGGUGCGAAACACUAUUCUGUGUAGGCACAAACAUCUGAACGAGAAGAGGCGCAAAGAAGAUGGUGGAAGUAGGAUGCAUCUUCCUUUUGUCAGGUCCCUGGCAGACAUUGGCAAAAAAUACUCUGAGCCAAAAACUCUUUUGUCAUUGGGUAAUAAGAAUGUUCAAAGUAUGGGAGUUAACUCUCUGCAUGUCACAAGUGAUGACUUAUCUCCUGCGGCCAAGAGCACACCAAACAUGCAGGGUCUAAACCCAGGCAUUAGCAGGACUGAUGAUGAAAAACUGGAGAAAGGGUUAACUGUCAAUAACUCCUUCUCAACCGCUCUACCCAGUACUGGGGAGUUGUCUGAAACAGCUUCUCAUAAAGAUCGCAGUUUUCCAAAGAUUCCAUCAAUGAGGAACCUGCACUUCAUGAAGAAAAUCCCUGCUGGAGCCGAGGCUGCCAAUAUAUUUGUGGGGGAGGUAGAUUAUCUCAACCAUCAGAUUGUGGCGUUUGUGCGACUGACCAGAGCUCAAGUCCUAGGGGACCUGACAGAAGUCCCAGUUCCAACUCGCUUUGUUUUCCUGCUGCUUGGUCCAGUUGGUAACCAGAACAAGUUUCAUGAAAUCGGCCGAUCCAUUGCGACUUUAAUGUCUGAUGAGAUUUUCCAUGAUGUAGCGUAUCAUGCUCACAAUCGGGAAGAUUUGUUGGCAGGCAUUGAUGAGUUUCUGGAUCAGGUGACCGUGCUUCCACCAGGAGAGUGGGAUCCAUCCAUCCGGAUAGAACCUCCAAAGUCUGUUCCAUCCCAGGAAGGUAGAAAGACAGCAUCAUCUGGCCCACCACAACCUAAUGGCAAGGCUUUGUUUGAUGAUGAAGUUGAUGACCACCAUGACCCAACUUUGGUUAGAACUGGAAGAUUGUUUGGAGGUUUAAUCAAUGAUGUGAAAAGAAAGCUACCUUGGUAUCUGAGUGAUUUCAAAGAUGCCCUUCAUGUUCAAUGUGUUGCUUCGUUUGUGUUCUUGUAUUUUGCUUGUCUGACCCCAAUCAUCACAUUUGGAGGACUACUGGGAGAUGCCACUGACAUGAACAUGGCAGCCUUAGAGUCUAUCCUUUCUGGGGCAAUCUGUGGAAUUUUGUACUCACUCUUUGCUGGUCAACCUCUGACCAUCAUUGGCAGCACAGGUCCAGUUUUGGUCUUUGAGACCAUUUUGAAUCAUUUCUGCAAAGAUAAUGGACUCAACUACCUGGAGAUGAGACUGUGGAUUGGGAUAUGGACUGGAGUCAUACUGUAUGUCAUGGUGGCCUUCGACCUCAGUGCUCUAGUUAGAUUUAUAACUCGUUUCACAGAGGAAAGCUUUGCUGCGCUCAUCUCUCUUAUUUUUAUCGUUGAGUCCCUACAGAAGCUGAUAAAGAUUGCAAGCGAUGACCCCCCGAACCUUCACCCCAAUGCCAUUUUGGACUACAACUGCACCUGUCUAGUGACUGUGAAUUCAACUUUCAACAACUCCACACUCAAUGUAACAAUGGCUGCACUCAAUGAAACCUUGAACUCAACCUUUUAUAAUGUCACUGAGUUCUACGCCAGCACCAAAGCCAGCAGACAGCUGUGUAAGCUGCAGGCAGGAACCUUAGUGGGGCCGGGCUGUGACACAAAGUUUUAUGUUCCUGACGUGUUCUUCUUUUCUUGUUUACUUUUCAUCGGCACUUUCACGCUGGCCCUGUCACUGAAGAUGUCCAGAAACGCGUCUUUCUUUCCCACAUUUGUGAGAGGUAUCAUGAGUGACUUUGCCGUACUUAUUGCUAUUCUUAGCAUGGUUCUUUUGGAUUUCUUCAUGGGCAUAAACACACCAAAGCUGCAUGUGCCAGAAAAAUUUGCUCCAACCAACCCUGACCGUGAGUGGUUCAUCAGCCCAUUUGGCCACAACCCGUGGUGGACCUGUAUAGCUUGCCUGAUCCCUGCCCUCCUGGCCACAAUCCUCAUCUUCAUGGACCAGCAGAUUACAGCUGUUAUAAUCAACAGGAAGGAGAACAAGUUGCAGAAAGGUGGAGGCUACCAUCUUGAUUUGUUUGUCAUUGCCACCCUGAUCAUUAUCUGUUCCUUCCUGGGUCUGCCCUGGUUUGUGGCGGCCACUGUUCUGUCCAUCAACCAUGUCAACAGCUUGAAAAAAGAAUCUCAGUGUUCCGCACCCGGAGAGAGUGCUAAAUUUUUGGGAGUCAGAGAGCAACGAGUUACAGGAACUUUAAUUUUCCUGUUUAUUGGUAUUUCAGUAUUCUUAACCACAGUUCUUAAAUUCAUCCCCAUGCCCGUUCUGUUUGGUGUAUUCUUAUACAUGGGUGUGUCCUCCCUGAGGGGAAUGCAAUUUGUUGACAGAAUCAUCAUAAUGCUGAUGCCACCCAAGUACCAGCCAGACUUGAUGUACCUGCGACAUGUCAGGACCAAUCGUGUCCAUAUAUUUACCGCCAUUCAGGUGGUUUGUCUAAGUAUCUUGUGGGUCAUCAAGUCAGUGAAAGCAAUAUCAAUAGCUUUUCCUGUAAUGGUGCUGGCUAUGUGUUUUGUGAGAAAGGGUAUGGAUAAAAUCUUCACUCAGCAGGAACUGAAGUGGCUGGAUGACAUUAUGCCAGAGACACAUAGGAGAGAAAAGGAAGAUCAAGAGAUGAAGUUGGAAGAGCAACGUCGGUCCUUAAUUGAAGACUCAACAGCAAUUCCGAUGGCAGCGCUAGGCUUUGGCAGCAUUUCUGGAGAAAACUGGACAGUGAAAGCUGAUGUUGAUAUGCUAAACAUCUCUGAGGAAAUGUCUAAAACAGCCAUGUGGAAGUCUAUCAUGUCCAACGAAUCUUCAACUAAUUUGGCCAAUCAACCUGGAGAAGAAGAAGGUGGCCACAGAAGCAGCUCUAAAAAAAAACAGAAGAAGCAUAGUUCAAAGAGAAAUGGCAGCAAACCACAGCUGGGUGGGGUUAAAGAAGAAUCAGAGGAGCACGGGGUCCCUGCCAGCCCGCUGUCGACAUCACCGUCCAAGAAGAAAACACCAGUGAAAUUUUACAUUGAAGAACACGACGAUCAUGAAGAAAAAGACGCUUUGAUUAAACCACCUGAAAUUGUGGUGGAUCCCCCUAGUGAUGUUCAUGCCAGGACACCUGACAGGGACUCGUUGGGGGAUCGCAGGUGUUGACCCAGACAUUGAUCUAUUUGUGAUAUGGCCAUUUCAUUUAUUUAUCUAAGUCUCAGCUCAUACAUUCAAUGCAUGGAAAUUCAAUAAGUUGUUGUGUCACCAGUCACACUAGGCGCAUUAUUUUUUAGUUGAGUUAUAUCUAGAUUUUUUUUUGCUUAUUUGGGACACUAAUAUCAUGAGCUUUUUGGAUUUCAACAAGUCUUGUGAGGUUAAUCAAUACCAUUAGUUGUUUUAUAAUCAGCAAUUAUAUUUACAUGAUUGAGUUUUGUUUUUGUCCAUUUUAUUAUUGUCCAUAAAAUGUUUCUGUUAUUUUAUACAUCUGUUCAUUGGGGGAGAAAACUUUUUAUUUUAUUCUGUAACAAUACUGCUACUUAUGUUUGUUUACACAUCUAUAUUUUAUUUAUGAAUUCUUUUUUCCUCCAUUUUGAAUAUUUAACUACCUUGAUUUUAAUAAAUCAAAUAUAUGGUGUCAUACAACAUUUUUUUAAAUUAAAAUUUUUGAAUGCAGAUAUGUGUGUAAAUAGUUUGUUAGAUAUCUAAUUGUGAUUAGCUUCCUACCUCUUAUAGCAGCAAGAUAUGACCAAAAAUGUAGGUCUUAAGUUUUCUUUCUGUAACUUUUUAUUAAAAGGAAAUAAUCCAAAAACUAUCACUAUUUGAAAUCCACUUUUAAAAUCCAAAAUUUUCAUCAUGUAUUAUACCAUGAUGAACUACAAUCUUCAAAAGCUUUUUUUUUUUAUUCCCCAUUAUCGAGCAAAAAUCACUGCUAAUCAGGGUAGUUUGAUGAAAUCCACUUUAUUAUGUAUUCCUGCAGUGGGAGAGAAAUGUCUUCUAUGAAAACAUAUUGUGUAUUUAAAUCAAACAUUAUCUGCUGUACUGUGAUACAAAGUUCACUUUAUUUAAAAUGAAGUCGUAGUUGUUGAUUUAGUUCAAUCAAUUUAACCAAACUUGUAAUUGUGCUUACUAGGAAAAAAUGAAAUGUUUCAUAUUGGACAAGAGCAUAAACAUUUAUUGCCUUUGUUUUCCAUUCACAUUUAACUUUUGUUUAUCGAGAAUGACUAUAGUUUUAACUUUUACUGUUGAACUAAAUUAAAAUGUUUUAUCAAAUAACUCAAAAUUAAAAAGAAAACUUUAUUAAGCUUAACAUAUCACCAUAGACAAGCUGUGUAAUAGCUGUUGUAUGUUUCUGCAAGCAAGGCUUUAAUUUUAAAUUAUUUGAAACAAGACUGGAAAAUAAAUUCAAACUUUCUUGUUUGAUGUUUUUUUUUUAUGCAUAAUAAUUGUUUUUCUGGAAAAUCCAUUUUUAUUACUGUCCAUAUUUUAUCAUUCUUGCAUCAUUUUAUUUUUUAUCAUCAAUUUUUUUUUAUUUAUUAAUGGUCCUGUUUUUUUGGAUACACAUUUACAUAAAUUCGUUUCCAUAAUCCAUAAAUUUGAUGGAAACUUGCUGUGGUUUUUUAAUGAUCUGGAUUUUAAAAUGUAAUUUCCUUUUACAACUUAAAGAAAACAUGGCUUAUAAACAUUUAUUACACUAGUCAUCAUUACCAGUCAUGUUACUUUUAUUUGCAUAACAAAAUGAAAAGCAGUCACAUUUGAGUUAAUUUAAUGUUUUUCCAUUGUAUUGUAAUUUUUGUUUUUUUGCCAAUAUGUUUUUAAUAAUUUUAUUAUGAAUGACUGAGUCUCGUAAAAUCAUUUUUCAUUUUGGAUUGCAUAAGUACCAUAAAAUGCAUGAUUUGUGUGGCAUUUACUUUACCAAGCUUUUAAAAUGCACGCCACACCAAUAUUGUUGUAGUAUUAUAGAUAUGCGUAAAAUAAAGUGCUAGAUCGGCUAAAUAACAGUGCAGUGAUGUAAUAAUAUCUAAUUUAUUUAUUGACUUUUUUUUAGAAGUUUUUAGUAGUUUAAUUCAUGAUGUAUAGUGUGUACAAUAACAAGCAUAUAAUUGUUUAACAAUUUCAUUUCUCAAAAAGUAGCAGUCAUUUUGAUACUUAUAUCAAAAACCUUACCAUCAAGGAUCUGUACUUUCAGUUAAAUUAUGAAACAUUAUUUCAUUCUCAUCUUAAAUGUAGAGUGUUAAUGUAAAAAUUACUAGUUUGUUAAAAAAAAAGUUUUUCUAGUAAUACUAAAGAGUAUGCAAUUUAUGAAUGGAAAUACAUUGUUUUAUAGCAAACUAUUUAUCUUGUACAUAGUUGUAUAGUUGACUUGCUGUACAUACUAAAAUGUAAUGUAUUAUUUUUUGUAAUUAAAAUCCACUAUUGACAUGAGAAGUAGCUCAAUGCCUUCUGUAAUACUUUCAAGACAAAUCAAGGAUUCUAUCUCUUUUUUGUUUAUUAACAAAACUCAAUUUGCUGAUUUGUAAGGCUAAAAAUUGUUUGUCUUAGUAUAUCUAAUAAUCAAUCGUUGUUUUUUUUUGUUAGAUUUUUUUUUUUUUUUUGUCAUUUUCCAAACAAUGCAAAGCAUACUAGUUUGUAGUAACAGUUAAUGAUAUAAUUUACUGCAUGAUUUGAAAUACAUUGACAACAGUAGACAUCUUUGUCCUAGAGUAUGUGAAAAGAUGUGUGUGCUAUUUAUUUAGAUGUGAUCAGUACCAUUCGCAUAGAACUCUUUCAUGUUUUCCAGCAUUGGGGCUUCAUCUGAUGAGGUAUGUUCAAGCUAUCAUCUUGUAAAUAAACUAUUUUCUGAGACAGUGUGUUGUGUGUCUGUGACUGCAUCGUCUAUUUAUGAAAAAAUGCUUGCAAUGUGAAAAAGAGUUGAAACAACAUCUGAAAGGAAUCAUCCGAGCAUGCGUGGUUAAGAGCCCUUGUUGCUGAUGUGAAAACAAACAUGUUACAUUUAUCCACUUCAAAUGUCCAUAUCACAAAUCUAUUCAUUGCAACCCUGUUGGCCAAAUCUAUAUCAAAUGAGUUGAAAUAAAACUAGCAAUUGUUCUGAAACACAU